AAUUACUACGAUAGAAAAUAAUCCGUUUCCGCGUUGCCUCCUCGUUUUCUUUCUCCUCUCUUUCUCUUUGAACCGAAAAGGGGAAAAAGGAAGCCCUAAACAGACGUUCUACACUGAACAUAAAGGCCUUCAUCUUUCUCCCUCCUGGCGAUCACGCUUCGUUCUCAGAUUAUCCUUUCUUCCGUAGAAAACGAAAAAAAUAAAAUUAUUAAUAAUAAAAAUAAAAGUUUGCGUCCAUUGAAAGACUUGUUCUCCUUUAGAGCUGUUGAACGGUAAAAUCGUGAAGUGUUAAGAAAGAAGUUGAAUAAAACUCUUCAACUGGUCUCCUCCAGAUUUAGGAAGGCCAUGAGCGAUUGUUGAUCUCUGAUUUUUUUUUUCAAAAAAGAAUUCGUUUGAGAAUAAUUGCUUGGAAUUGGUUAUAUUGCAGUGGUGGUUCAAAUCUGAGUUCUGAAUUGCAGUCUGGGAUUUCUAAAGAAUUAACUCAAGGUUUGUAGUAGUAGAAGAAGAGGAGGAAACGAGUGAAAGAAAUGGCACAGGACAAUGGCAAAGCAGAAACCGAAAAGCAUGAGCCUGCUGUAAGCAGUGAAAAGAAGCGCAAGGGCUUUUUGUCUCGAAUGUGGAAUGGCAUUUUUAGGCUUCACAAUGAUGAUUUUGAGAAGAGAUUGCAGAACAUAUCUAGGGAAGAAGCUGCCGUUUUAGCUAGAAUGAAGAAGCGAUCCCUUACCUGGCGAAAGAUGACUAGGCAUCUGAUUAUUUUCUCUGUCAUUUUUGAGGUAAUUGCAGUAGGUUAUGCUAUCAUUACAACAAGAUCAAUGGAUCUAGACUGGAAGAUGAGAGCAUUUCGAGUUUUGCCAAUGUUUCUUUUGCCCGGUUUAUCAUCUCUUGCUUAUUCGACAUUUGUGAGUUUCACAAGGAUGUGUGAUCGCAAGGAUCAGAAAACUCUGGAAAGGCUGCAGGCUGAAAGGCAAGCGAAAAUUGAUGAACUUAAAGAAAAGACAAAUUACUACAUCACACAGCAACUCAUUCAGAGAUAUGAUCCUGAUCCAGCGGCAAAGGCAGCAGCUGCAACUGUGCUUGCAUCUAAGUUGGGUGCAGAUUCUGGCCUAAAAGUGUAUGUGGGUGGAGAUGAAGCUAAGCUUAACAUUCCAACAGGAAAGAGCAAGGAUGAUGAGUUUGUGCCAGCAAGCGGCCUUAGAAAUAGAAAGCAAGUGCGCACUAGAUCUAGCAGUGCAGGGAGUUCUCCAGUGCACCAUUCUAAUGAAGAAAUGCUAUAUUCUGGAGAAAGUGAAGAUAAACAUAAUCAACUUGUUGUUCAGCAUCACAAUCCAGAGUCUUCAGUGGUGCAUGAUGGAGGGUGGAUUGCUCGAUUAGCAGCAUUACUUGUAGGCGAGGAUCCUACACAAUCUUAUGCAUUGAUAUGUGGCAACUGCCAUAUGCACAAUGGCCUUGCCAGGAAGGAGGAUUUCCCAUACAUCACUUACUUCUGCCCACACUGUCAUGCAUUGAAUCAACCAAAACAAUCAGAAGAGAGUGUUUCUAAUUCAAAUAUGGGCACUCUUAAGGCUGGUGGCAAUGUUGAAGCUGUCAACAAUGCCAGUAACCCCCCAAGUGACAGCAUUCUACAAAGUAACAUCCCUACCAGAGCUGAUUCAGAAAAUGAUGAAGUAGCUGAAAUGCCAGCGACAUGAGAGUUGGCUACUUAAGAGUCGUCAUAUAUGAUUACAGGUGAUAAGUUUGAUCUUGUUCUGCCUUUCAUCAGAUCUUUGAUUGCAGUUUUGAGUGCUGGGAUGUUAAUAUUGUGUAUGCUUGAGAUUCGGUGGUUGGUACUUUUUGUACUUUAUGAUGUAUAAAUAUAUCAUGGCUGGAAAUUGUAUCUGCUCCUUAUGUCUAGCUUACGGUUGAAGGCCCUAUGGGGUUGUCUGUUGUAGAACACUCUUCAUUUCUGAUACAUACUUGUGUUACAGAAAGCCUAAAAAAUGAAUGAAAUGAUAAUCAAAAGUAUCUUCAAUUAACAA
Jatropha curcas is the source of this 2015-nucleotide messenger RNA. The record is from RefSeq and is a predicted model, not a curated record. Lineage: Eukaryota; Viridiplantae; Streptophyta; Magnoliopsida; Malpighiales; Euphorbiaceae.